Messenger RNA from Candidozyma auris, 1152 nucleotides. Its product is annotated as Golgi transport complex subunit COG5. Lineage: Eukaryota; Fungi; Ascomycota; Pichiomycetes; Serinales; Metschnikowiaceae. The transcript has a single exon. The coding region runs from base 1 to 1152 and encodes 383 amino acids. Gene Ontology annotation, biological process: intra-Golgi vesicle-mediated transport. Gene Ontology annotation, cellular component: COG complex. The record is from RefSeq and is a predicted model, not a curated record.
AUGACAACACAAGCAAUUGAGGACUUCGAAGCGUUUCUCGAGGACGAAUUCAAUCCAACCAAGUUUUCCGCCUCGCUUCUCCUAGCAACGAAUGUUGCAGACGACUCCGAGCUCGACUUGGCCACGCCGAUCAAAAAGCUCCAGUUUGAUGCCAACGAAUGUGAAUCUCGGAUGGAGCACCUUGCACGUACACAUACAACAGAGCUUGUGGACAGCUUUUCCAACAUAGAAUCGACGAAAGCAGUCAUGCUGCAGUCUGUGGCUCCUCUGGUCGAAAGAGUCAAGAAGUCAUAUGCCCGAAUCGAGCGAGAGAUCGUGGAACCUUAUAAGGAAGCUGCCAAGCUCAAUGAAGCACUCGAAAAGAUCCAUACUACAUCUACACUUCUUCGAGGAGCCUGUAUUCUUAUAAUGUUCAUUCAGCAGCUCCAGGAGUGUGAGGCAAGUGGGACGGACUCCGUGAGGAUGGCUAGAUUGUACAGCUUAAUGAAUCAGUUUUACACUGGGAAACUUCUCCUGAACUCGGCUGCUGCUGGUGAUGUGUUUUCGUUAAAGUUUGUGAAGGAGUAUCAUCCGGUUUACAAAUCAAAGUCGGCUGAAUUCUUGAAUUCGCUUUCUGAGAAAGUAACAAACGACAUUGCCCACCAUAACUCGUUCAAGGAAUCCAACACCACUUUGAGAAACAACAUAUUAGCAUUGUACACCAUGGAUAGUAAGGAGUUGUUUGUUGUAUUGGACAAAGAUGCUCUUUCGAAGUCAAUUCAGAUCGCCUCUACUCAACUCUCGAGGGCGUUGCAGUCCCCACGAAGUUUUGGCUCCGCUUUGGAGGAUACCUACCAGUUUGCUCUACUGUUUAAUGAAACUUUGGAAGCAUUGCUUAGAGCUUGCCGCAUAUCGGAUGACAAGCUGUUGUACACGGCUUUCGUCAACGAGCACCUCCAGGUUGAGUCCUUACGUGAUGUCUAUUGGGACCGCUUGGUGAUGAAAUUCAAAAAAAGCAUAGCAACCACAAUGGCUCGUGGUGGGCCCAUUGCAAAGUCCCUUGUGACAAAUUACCCAAGAAUAGCCAGUGCCGUGGAGUCUACUUUUGAGCCAGACCUUCGCAAGAUUCUACUAGACGCCAUUGUCAUUAUCGAUAAUGCUCCUAAGCAAUAG